Messenger RNA from Dothidotthia symphoricarpi CBS 119687, 1905 nucleotides. RefSeq lists its product as uncharacterized. Lineage: Eukaryota; Fungi; Ascomycota; Dothideomycetes; Pleosporales; Dothidotthiaceae. The transcript is spliced from 2 exons. Bases 1 to 1905 code for a protein of 634 amino acids. The record is from RefSeq and is a predicted model, not a curated record.
AUGCCCUGUCAACAUCCGGAUAUACGAAAAUUCGACGGUCUACGAUGUUGCCUGGCAUGCGGCGAGACAGAAUUUGAAAUUGCAAGAUCUACAACAACAGCCCAAUGGCAAAUCUCGGACUCGACAAACCAAUACCAAUAUUCUCGUCUCAACUACAAACUCGGUCAGCAGAUACGUCUUGUUGAUGUCCUUCCAGGAAAGCGCUCCGAUCCUGUCCGAUGCGAAAUGCUCCAUGUCAAUCUCGACGACGAUCCAGAUUACGAAGCGGUUUCCUAUACCUGGGCGACCGAAGAGGGCGAUGAUAGUAAAUCCAAAAUCAUAUAUUUUCCCAACGAUGAAUCGAUACAGGUCACCAAGAACUGCGAAGCUGUAUUUCGUCAGCUCAGAGGCCGCAGACUCGCACGACGGUUCUGGGUCGACGCCGUUUGCAUAGAUCAGAACAACGUAAACGAACGAAACCAUCAAGUUGGUCUGAUGGACAAGAUAUUUGCCCAGGCGUCAAACGUCGCAAUAUGUAUCCAAGAAGAGAACUCGGCAUUUGACUACACGAGAUUGUUUGUCGAGCUACAAGAGGUAAAUUACGGGGUUGGCAGAGGGUUCAACAGCUGGCUGCAACCCAUUCUUAGACCUAUCCUUAUCCAUUUAUUUGAUUUGCGCUACUUCCAGCGCGUAUGGGUAAUACAGGAGGUGGCUUUGGCGAAAACGGCGUAUUUGCGUGUUAAUGACACUGGAGUCUUGCUUUCACCCUCGGUCAUGAGUAGGCUCCACCAUAUGUGCGACGAAUGGCGCUGCAAAAUUCCCAGCGUCCUCAGAUGGAACCCCGGUCAAAGACCUGAGACAGACAUCGUUACGUGUCUGCGUCUCGGUCUUCACUGUCAGUCGAGUGAUCCAAGGGACAAGAUCUAUGCCGUUCUCAGCCUGAUGGACUCUCGAUCUCGGUCUCUCAUACCAGUGGAUUACUCUCUGGAUAUUCGUACAGUGUACACACACGUACUCAUCGCUGUCGCUGCCACGCGUCGAAAUCUAAACUUUCUCAACCAUAUGGAUUUCUCGAACGGUGUAAACAAAGUCACAAUCGAGGCUAUUUUGAAUAACGAAAUACCCCAAACUGGCUUCCACUGGUGCCUUGACUUUGAACGCACUCGAGGCCCGUGGUUAUCAACCAUUGACGUACAUACAAUCGCACAAUUACGGCCACUUCCAUCACUACUAGAUGCAGACUGCCUUACAGUCAACGAAAAAAAAGUGUCUGCGGUCACGUUCGAAAUGCCUUCCAACUCGGCCUGUUCGAGCUCUGCUCUACGAUUUCACGUCCGUGCACACUAUGUCGACACGAUUCAAUCUGUCAAGUUCUCAAAACAUGUCACUUCCAAAAAGGGUAAAGGCUAUUUUCAUAUUGGCAAGGAGAGUUACACAAUCUUGGAGCGUUUAGCCCAUAGUUGGAUACUAGAGGUUUUUAAAUCGACCCCUCACGUUGGAAAGAUCAAGUCUGCUGCGAUGGGAAAAUCGCUGCCCUACCUAAAGCAAGAGCAUGCGCCAGGUAUCGACUUACCUGACUUGCAAUCGUUUGUCAGAGGUGUGAAGGCAACUCAGCAAUACGGAUGUAGCGAGGCAUCAACCUAUACCUUGUUCCUAACCCAGUAUAGUGUUGGGUGCGCACGCCAUGGUUUCGAGGAGAACGAUGAGAUAUUCGUGGUCGAUGGGUCGAAGACACCAUUCAUUCUGCGCAAGACUGGUCCAUCCCAGUACAAGAUCAUAAGCGAAUGCUUCGUUUGGGCCCUACUUGAGCUUGACUACUGGAAUCCUGGGACGAAGAAGGGGCGGUGGGGACAGUAUGCGGAGAAGCCCCAGCGUGUGCAAACGCAGAUGAUUGAGAUCGUUGGACCGAUGCUGCGGAGCUGCUAA